AUGAUAUAUUUAUUUUUAGUAAAAGGAAUCAAAAUCCGACUUGAUCCUUUACCAUUUCGUAAUGAUAAAUGUCGUGAUUUUUGUUCUCGUUAUGAUGGUUAUGGAGAUUUUUAUAGUGAUACAAAUGUUGAUAAAAAUUUAGCAACUGUUCCAUUAUUCAAUAAAACAUUAGAAGAUAAUCCAAUAUAUUCCACACCAAUUCUUGCUAUUGCUGGAAUUUCACAUAAUUCACUUUGUAUCUGUUUAGAAACAUUAUUAAUGCAACUGGGUAUUAUUCCUGAAAAUGUUAUUGUUACUGUUAAUGAGAAAUUUUCUGAAUCACUUGCAUUAAUUGAUUUAUUUGGUUUUCGAGGAGCAAAAACAGCAAGUAGUUCAACAUAUAUGGAACAUUAUGAAAAAUCAUUAAGUAAAGCUUGGGAAUUACAUCCAGCUAAGGAUAAAAUAAUUGUUAUUGAAGAAGAUCUUAUUUUAUCACCAGAUUUUCUUUAUACAUUUGCAUUAUUACGUGAAAUAUUUCGUAAAGAUGAAACAGUUGGAGAAAUACAAAUGUGGAAUCCUAAUUCUUAUGAUAUUGUUAAUGGUUCUAUUGAAUUAAUUUAUCGUGUUGAUAAUUUUUAUGGUUUAGAAUAUUUGUUAAGACGUUCAUUUUAUGAUAAAAAUAUGAAAAAUUCAUUUAAAGAAUGUUGUUCAAAACAAAAUCCACUUCCACCAUUAGCAGAUAUUGAUACAUUACGAAAAGAAACAUAUGAAAAUUUUUUAAUUCAAUCAAUUAAAUCUUCAACAUUACUUAAAUCAUUAGAAAAAUGUGAUACAAUUAAUACUGAUAUGCAUAAUUUAAUUAAAAAACAAAAUACUUCGGAUACAUUUAAAUUUAUUUAUCAACAAGAAUCAAUAGAUGAUUUUCAAUCACUUAUACCAAUUUUACCUUGUUUUGGAUUAUUUCCAUUAGAACCACUUGGUCUUUAUCAAGGAAUUCUUCGUUUUAUUUCAAAUAAAUAUAAUUUUUAUCUUAUCAGAUCGAAAUCUCCUUUAUAUAAAAGUAUUCGAACAGUUGCUUAA
Messenger RNA from Rotaria sp. Silwood2, 1059 nucleotides. NCBI's taxonomy places the organism in Eukaryota, Metazoa, Rotifera, Eurotatoria, Philodinida, Philodinidae. The record is from the annotation of a GenBank genome assembly.